Molecule: messenger RNA, 1665 nt
Organism: Didymella exigua CBS 183.55
Lineage: Eukaryota; Fungi; Ascomycota; Dothideomycetes; Pleosporales; Didymellaceae
Product: alpha/beta-hydrolase
Exons: 4
Coding region: 1-1665 (554 amino acids)
Molecular function (GO): carboxylic ester hydrolase activity
Source: RefSeq, a predicted model, not a curated record
AUGCUCUCGUUCACAGCAUUGCUGGCGCUAUCGGCGACUGCGCUCGCAGCACCUUCUAAAUAUGCUUCGCCUACUGUUCGCGUCAAGAAUGGCACUAUUGCGGGUGUUCACUCGACGUCCUACGACCAGGAUUUCUUCCUAGGAGUACCUUUUGCUCAGCCACCGCUUGGUGACCUCCGCUUUAGGCAAGCUCGGUCACUGAACACAACGUGGCAAGGCACACGGGAUGCAAAGCAAUACGCUACUCACUGCGUUGGUUACGGGCUUGAUCAAACCUUCUACAAAGCCUCAGAAGAUUGCUUGUAUCUGAAUGUCGUUCGACCAUCUGGUUACGAGAACAAGGAGCUGCCGGUAGCCUUCUGGAUACAUGGCGGCACAUUCACCAAUGGCGGUGGAGCAGAUCAACGCUACAACCUAUCCUUCAUUGUCGAACAGUCUGUCAAGAUUGGCAAGCCAAUGAUUGGCGUGUCGAUCAACUACCGUCUGAGUGUUUGGGGCUUUACUAGCUCGAAUGAACUUGCUAGCGAAGGCCUGCUCAACAUCGGUUUGAAAGAUCAAAGGUUGGCGCUGCACUGGGUGCAAGAGAAUAUCAAGGCGUUCGGUGGUGAUCCUAAGAAAGUCACAAUCUUCGGAGAAUCAGCUGGUGCGGCUUCCAUUGGGUUUCACCUCACAGCCUACCGUGGACGUGACGACAGCCUCUUCCGCUCCGCCAUCCUGCAGUCUGGUAAUCCGAUUUUCUACAGCGCCCAGGGCGGCUCCAAUGCCUCACAAGCCGCCUUCAACACGGUGGUGUCCAAGGUCGGCUGUUCUUCAGCGUCCGACAAGAUCCAAUGCCUCCGCCAAACCCCCUUCGCAAACCUCAACGCAACAAUGAACGGCACACUCGCCAAUACCGGUGGCUUCGUCCCCGUCACAGAUGGCGACUUCAUCCAAGACUACGGCUCUGUACAACUCUCCCGCGGCGAGUUCGUAAAAGUCCCGAUCAUCGUCGGUGCUAAUAGCGAUGAAGGCGCAUCCUUUGCGCCCACGGGAAUAAACACAACAGCUGAGUUUCAAGCCGCGCUUGCGGCCACUGGUCUUCCAGUUGCUCUGCAGAACAUUAUACUUCAGGCGUAUCCAGAUGAUCUGACCACGAACGUCAUACAAGCACUCGGUGACCAGCGUCCUGCUACGAGCUUCGGAGAGCAGUUCCGCCGCGUGGCGACGUAUGUAGGUGACCAGCUAUUCAUUGCGCCGCGGCGACAGACGACUGUGAGCUGGGCACAGCACAAUGUUACAGCAUAUGCGUACCGGUUCAACGCCGACCAAGCGGGAUUCGCGACGGAGAUGGCUGUUAGUCAUUUCAAAGAGAUCGGCUUCGUAUUCGACAACAUCGAUGGCGUCGGUUUUAGACCGGAUAUUAAGCCCUUCGAAGGGAAGCCCCAACGAUACAUCGAUCUCGCCGAAUUCAUUAGUAGGACUUGGGUUAGCUUUGUGCAUGAUACCGAUCCGAAUAGUUGGAGGAAGGGCAACGCAAGUGUGCCGGUAUGGCCAAAGUACAGUCUGGAAACGCCGGAGGACUUUGUGUUCGAGGUCAAUACCACCAGCAGGGUGGAAGCGGACACUUGGAGAAAAGAGGGAAUUGACUUUAUCAACCAGAACGCAUUGGCGGUAUAUCGUAGGUAA